This is a messenger RNA of Fraxinus pennsylvanica, 357 nucleotides long. NCBI's taxonomy places the organism in Eukaryota, Viridiplantae, Streptophyta, Magnoliopsida, Lamiales, Oleaceae. The record is from the annotation of a GenBank genome assembly.
AUGUUUACUCCCCAGAAGCAUCAAUGGCCGGGAUUAUCAAUCACUAUGAGGAGUGAAGUCGCGCCAGCACAGGAGAGGAGCACCCCGAACCCAACUGGGAAGGGGAAGGUCGUGGCGUAUAUUGAUGGCCCUGCAGCGCCACCCCGGCCCUUGGGGCUCUUGAGUGAGAGUGGAGAUAUAACCAUGGUGAAUGAUUUGGAAAAUAUGGAGGAUUGGAGGAGAUUUCAUGAGGCAAGGUUCUUGGAUGAGAUGGCUUUGGAGAGGCGCGACCGCGAGGCAUUGCUAGAGGGGAUUGCACGGUUAGAAAAAGAGGUCAGAAGGACAAAGAAAUAUGAUAAUUGGAAUUUUAUAUGUUAA